Pangasianodon hypophthalmus (striped catfish) is the source of this 4413-nucleotide messenger RNA. Its product is annotated as R3H domain-containing protein 1. The record is from RefSeq and is a predicted model, not a curated record. The transcript is spliced from 27 exons. Lineage: Eukaryota; Metazoa; Chordata; Actinopteri; Siluriformes; Pangasiidae. Gene Ontology annotation, molecular function: nucleic acid binding. The coding region runs from base 322 to 3612 and encodes 1096 amino acids.
UGUCGGUCAUUCCUCUUCCCCCGCCUCUUGCUCUCCCAGCAUCCUUUGCGCCGCUGUGACUGACUUGCUCAGUUAGCCAGUUAGCCUAUACAUGCUGCUGCUACGUUGAUUUGUUUUUCUUUCUUCUGGACAUUUUCAGCUUCUAUCGUUCAUAGCGGUGUGUGAGGGCGAUGCGGAAGGCGUGCACGGGUCGUGGUCAUGUGACCCGACCCCACCAUUGGUGACAGGGUCAUGGAAGCAACUGGGUCCUACUGCCCCCCGAGUUACUGCCCCAACACAGCCGGUUGUGUGUGUGUAUGUGCGUGUUAGGCGUCGGCUCCGAUGAGAAUGUCUGAAGUUGCGCUGGAGGAAAGAGGCUGCGACGCGAUGAAAGUCUUAGAGAGCGACGGCCCUCCCAAACCGCACAGCCCCGCACACGCACACGAACACAACGCCACGCACACGCAGCACCAAGAGCACACACACAACGAGUGUGUGAAAGAACAGAGCUGCUCGGACCUCAGUAACCAAACACAGCCGUCCAGCACAGCAGGACAGCCAAUGAGACGCUCCAAGUCAAACGCAAAAGUAAAAUUAGUCCGGAGUUUGGCGGUGUGUGAAGAAUCGUCGCCACCCACAAUCUCAGAGCCAUCACACCAGGAUAAGAUCCAUUUGCAGCUCAGCCAGCCUUCGGAGAAAGAGGAAGCUGCCAGCGGGGAUGAAGAACACACCGAGAAGAGCCCGGAAAAGACAGAGCGAGCCGACAAAGUGCCAAGAAGAUCACUGUCGAGAGACCCCAGUCAGGAGUACACCGACUCCACAGGAAUCGAUCUCCAUGAAUUUCUGGUCAACACACUGAAGAAUAAUCCUCGGGACCGAAUGAUGCUGCUGAAGCUGGAGCAGGACAUUCUGGACUUCAUCGGUAACAAUGAGUCCCACAAGAGGAAGUUCCCCCCAAUGACAUCAUACCACCGGAUGCUGCUGCACAGAGUGGCGGCGUACUUCGGCCUGGAGCACAACGUCGACCAGACCGGCAAAUCGGUCAUCAUCAACAAAACCAGCAAUACCAGGAUACCGGAUCAGAAGUUCUCGGAGCACAUAAAAGACGACAAAACUGAUGAUUUCCAAAAGCGUUACAUCCUGAAGAGGGACAGCUUAAGCCUAGACCAGGAGGAUGGCAGGCUGAGGAUGCGCCUGAAGGACGACCGGAGGAGCAAAUCCAUCGAGGAGAGAGAGGAGGAGUACCAAAGAGCGAGAGAGCGAAUCUUCGCUCAGGAUGGGCAAGAUCAUUUCCAGCUCGAUAAAAGGAUUCAGGAGGAUAUGGGUUAUAUUAGCAGUCAUCAGAAGCGGCAAAUCUUCAGGUUGAGGGACAGCAGCUCGGAGAAUGAGCCGCGAAGCCUGGAUCCUCGGCCAUGGAGCAGCACGGACUCGGACAGCUCGCACAGAAACGGCAGGCCGGCCAUCACUAAAGCCAGCAGCUUCAGCAGCAUCAGCGUGCUCAUUCGCAGAGACAGCACUGCUAGCAGCAGGAGCACGGGGAGGCUGUCUAAAACGGGUUCUGACUCCUGUAGUAGUGUAGGUUCAUCUUCCGGCUCUCUCUCUCGCCCCGCCUUGUCCUUACCCAUCCAAGCUGUGCCCGCUCCGACCAGGCAUGUCGGGGCUGGCACCGGAGACCCGGGCCCUCCGAACUCCGCCGCGAACCCUACCACCCGCGCUGAUACUAACACUAGUGCUAACGCUAACACAAGCUACUACCUCCUUCCUCUGGAGGCCUCGGGCAUCCCAGCGGGCAGCGUGCUGCUACACUCUCAAACAGGUCAGCCAUUUGUGAACCCCGACGGCAGCGCUGUGGUCUACAACCCUACCUUGACAUCGCAGCAGGGGAGGGGCCAGCAGCCCAUGGCUCCGCCUCCUCCACCUCCUCCACAUCUCCAGCAGCACCAGCCAACCAAUCAUGUUGUGACACAGCAUUGUGGUCAGUGUGUGCAGUACUCAGCGAUCUCUUAUCCUCCUCCGCUCCUGCCUGUUCCUCUAAACCAACACUACACUGUGCAGGACAGUCUGGGGAACCAGUUCAGCCAGUUGAGCCUGGCACCAGGCGAAGUGCCAGACCACCAGACGGGCGUCUUUUCCCACUCCAUGGUGCUCCAGAAUCCGGCCCCAACCGGCUACGUGCUCCAGCCUGGUCAGCCUGUCCCCGUGCCCACGUACCCACCACCCACGCCAAGCAUCCAGCAGCAGGGAUACAUCCAGCAGCCUGUGCAGCAGAUGUCAGCGUGUUACUGUGCUCCUGGUCAGUAUCCCCACUCGAACCAGCACUACAGACCAGUCACCCCAGUACACUACAGCGGCCCGCAGAGUCAACCCGUACCACCGCAACAACCAGGUUAUCAGACCGUCAUGCCCAGUCAAGCCCCCAACUACCAAGGCAUGAUGGGAGCUCAGCAGCCUCAGAGCCAAUCACUGGUCAGCAACCAGGCAGGGAUAACCAAUCAGAUUCAGGGUGUUGUGGUGCAGUACCCGCCCAUGCCGCCCUAUCAGGGCUCGCCGAACGUUCCUCAGCCAGCCUAUCAGCAGCAGCUUGUCCUGCAGGGACCGACCAAUCAGACGCCAGUGCCCUCGGCCAGCAUGCAGGUGUACUACAGCGUCCUGCCUCCAGGACAACACUCCACUGUCAGCUCCACGGUGGGCUUCCUGCCCCCUCCGGGUUCCGAGCAGAUGCAGUUCCCCAGGGCUGCUUCUCCCUGUGGCUCUCAGCCAAUCCCAGCGCAGCAGUGCACAGGUGUACCUCCGGCGCCCCCUGGUGGUAGCGGUGUGCUGAUGAUGCAGCUGAGCGUCCCUCCUCCUCCUCCCCCUCCUCCUCCCGCCACCCAGUGGAAACAAAACAAAUACUACAGCCUGGACCAGCAGCAUCAACACCACCACGGCUCCAAACCGUCUGAUCUGGGCCUGGUCGACACAACGCAAGUGCGUUCACGUCAGAACAGUCCUCAGCUGACCAGCCCCGCCCCUUCCCCCGCCCACUCACCUGGUCCACCCCAUUUGGCCAGUCUAAAGGGAAUCCGUCCUGGCCUUGCCCCUCUUCCAAUCAUGCCUCAGUUUUCUCGACCCUUCCUUCAAGGUGAUGGCAGGUAUCCUUUGCUUGGACAGCCUCUACAGUACAACCAUCCUAUCAGACCUCCUCUAAUGCACGGCUCUCCUCUGGUCAACCACCACUACCAUCACCAUCAGGGUCCUAUGGGAAUCCGUCAUGGGGGACGUGGCCGAAGACCAACAAAGAAAUCACUGUCCACCGAUAGUAGCACAGGGGAGAUAGCAACCGGUCGUGUCCUGGAGGUGACGGACCUGCCAGCAGGCAUCAGCCGCGCCGAGGCCGACUCUCUGCUGGCAGAGCUGGGCAAAGCAGGCGCUCUCAUCAAAUGGCUGCCGGAGCAGUCCCAGCAUCCCCAGCGCUCAGAGAGCAGUACGGUGACCUCCGACCCCUCCACCGUGACCCCACGCGACCUCGCCUCUACCUACACCAUCCUGGCCACCUUCCCAUCAAAGCAAGCGGCGCAGAGCGCGCUGCUCAAACUCAACACCUCCAUCGGCACGUUUAGACUCAAGGCCAUCCAGAGGGCUGGCUCUCAGUGAGGCCACGCCUCCUCAUCCUCAACCCCAUCACCACCAUUUCCUGCCUCACUACUUCCUGUUUCUGUUGCGUUUUCAUGUUUUUGUUUGCAUCACUGUGGAGAACUGGGUUUGAUAGUUGUCUGGGGCUUUUUUUUUUUUUUUUCACUUGGGUUUGUUUAAUACAGGGGGGAAAAGAAAAGAAUCUGAACCGUAACUGUUGACUCGAGAUUAUUUAAUCGAACCAAAAAAGAAAAAAGAAAAAAAAAAAAAAAAAAGACACGUUUUGCAAUUUUUCUAAAGACUCCAAGAUGCUUUACCACAAAGACAGCAUGGUUGAUUUUGUACUGCAGAAUGGAAGCUUGGACCACGUGCACUUGCUCUUUUGUCUUGUUUGUGACUCCUUUUUUUUUUUUUUUUAAAGGGGGGGAGAAAAAACACAAAGUCUGCUCAAUCUGGUACGUCGAUGAGACCACAAACAAGAGAAAGCUUCAACUUCUUGUGCCUUCAACCACAACUGCACUGUUGAGCUGUCGGAGAAAGAUCCUGUUGAAUAAUUGAUUAAGAGAAUAAUUCGUCCUCCUCUGCUCUUUCUCUGAAUGUCAUCUGUUUCAGGCACCAAUGGGAGCUCUGAUAGCUGAUCAGACUGGCUCUGGGUUUUAAUUUUAUUUAUAAGCGGCCAUUUUAAAAAAAAAAAAAAAAAAUCACUCCAGCUCCAAUCUACCCCCCCCCCCCCACCCCCCUCUUUUUGCAGAAAUGUGUGCAUUUUUUUGAAAGGCUUUAUGUUUUUAUUUCAGUUUGAAACCAAUAAAUGUUUACACCAAA